AUGGCUGCCCCAUCUCUCCCGCCCGGCACACAAUGCCAUGGCUGCCCCAUCUCGCCCGCCCGGACCAUGCAGCAGCGCUGCCACAGCCGGCGCCUCAGUAGAGCGGGCCGCGGUCUUGCCUCCCCCCCCAAACGUCACUUCCGGCCGCACACAAGGGGGAAGAUGGCGGCGCCCUGUAAUUCGGAGCUUCCGUCCGAGGCUUCGUCUUGCCUGAAAAUCCCGAAGAACGAAGUUUUAUCGCCGCCCUCCCCCGGGCUCAGCGAUGGUAACCGCUCCAUGUCCAACCCGUCCACCCCCAGCCGCUCAUCUCCCCUGAAUGCCGGCGUGACCGGCGGGGCGGCCCCCCCAGGCCUGAGCGGAGCCUCCCCCUCCGUGUCCUUCUCCACCGCCUGCCGGGGCAUGUCCUGGACCCCGGCCGAGACCAACGCGCUCAUCGCCGUGUGGGGGAACGAGCGGCUGGUGGAGGCGCGGUACCAGCAGCUAGAGGGGGCCGGCACCAUCUUCGGGACCAAGGCUCCCGGGCCCGCCAUGUACGACCGGGUCUCCCGGGCCUUGUCCGAGCUGGGCUACGAGAGGACCCCCAGCCAGUGCCGGGAGAGGAUGAAGACUCUUCGCCGGUGCUACAGCCGAGUAAAAGAGCGCGGCGUGGGGAAACGGAAGAGCAGCUACACGUUUGAGCAGCUGGAGCGGGUGUUUGGACAAGGGGGAUGGGACACGCAGCCGUGUCAGCCGGUGCUCAUUAAUAGCAGCGGCUUGUACCAGGAAAUGGAAUCUGACGGAAGUACCAUGGAGGACUAUUCCCAGGAGGACUGGGGGAACCACAGCCAGGACAUCCAAGGCUUCCCAGGGGAGGAUUUGGGAGUAGAAAAGUCUAACAUUUCAUACUUGCCACCUGCGCCAUACCCCAACGCUGGCGACCUACGCACACGGGCAGAGCUGCAGGCUGGAGUCUUAACCGGAGCCAGUGAGGCAGUGGAGGAGAUUGGGAAGAGGCCGGAAGAGCCAGCGCCUUGGGUGGUCCAGAAGCAGCCACUGCCGUGUCCCCCUACUGACGAGGAAGUCAAUGUUCCGAAGAGACCCCCGAAGAACAGAGACUCUCCGGAGGAUGUACAGAAAAGAGAGAUUCUGCAGACUAUUAUGCACAUUUUGGAGUCCGUCCAGCUGAAAUGGGAGCUCUUUCAAAGCUGGACAGACUUUUCCAGGUUGCACCUCUCGAACAAACUAGCAAUUUUUGGCAUUGGUUACAACACGCGGUGGAAAGAGGAUAUUCGAUACCAUUAUGCAGAAAUCAGUUCACAAGUCCCGCUGGGAAAACGCCUGCGCGAGUACUUCAACCCGGAGAAGCCGGAAGGGCGAGUCGUUAUGACCAGAGUGCAGAAGAUGAAUUGGAAAAACGUUUAUUACAAGUUUUUGGAAAUUACCAUCAGCGAAGCGAGAUGUUUGGAACUGCAUAUGGAGACUGACUGGAUUCCUAUAGCUCACUCCAAGCCCAUCGGGGGCGAUCUAGUCCAGUACCUCUUGCCUGGUGGUAUUCCUAAGUGUCCAGGUCUCUAUGCCAUCGGCUACGAGGACCUGAGGAAAAAAUCGGUGGCUGACAACGCAGUUGUUGAUUUAGUCAACGAUGGGAAUUGUGAAAGUCCUACGGCGCUUGCCUCGAAAUCCGAUGCAAUAACUCCUAAAAUUAACUAUUGCUACCUUGGAAUUGCCGAGAGCAUAACGUUACAGCAGUGCUUGUUUUUCCACUUUCAGUCCACCAUUAAGAACCAAAGUAAAGAAUGGGCUAGCAUCAACGGAUUCUUAGCGCAGAACUGCAAGGUGGAGCCUGGGGUGUCCCCUAAAACCAUCUACAUAAAGUUUGUUGAAGUGGAGAGAGACUUUCUUUCCGCUGGGUCUUUAGUAGAGUGCCUGGAAAAAGCCAUUGGGUACCCCUUAAAGUUCAACAAAUGAAUCUUGUCCUUCAUAAGGACUUAGGCGUCUACAGACAUCUUACCAGUUUUCUUUUCCUCCGCCAGGGUUUUGCUGUUGAACUGUGAAUGAGUUUUGUCUAUUUGGAAAUGCCUGUCUGAUAUUUGGAAGAAUUGUCCCGCCCCCCGCCUUGUUUUGGAGAUCUUGUUGGCAAGCGGGGCUGUAUGUUUGGGGCAAAUUGUGUUUUUAUAAAAGAAUUUUAUUGUAGAGCCCUGAUAAUGUAUUUGCUGUAAGUACAUUCCACAUUGGACAUAGCUUAUACUUUCAUUUUCAAAGAAAUAUUGUAAUUUUUUUUUUUUUUUUUUUUAAACGUUUCAUUUUUACAUAUCUAUUUGUGUGUUGACAUCAAACCUAGUAAAGUAACUGAAUGAUGGCGCUCAAUCCUUGAGACAAGAAAUGGCCGCCGUCAUAGCCCAAUAAGAUGAUGAUGUAUAUACUUUAGAUAAGUUUUUUACCCAUUAAGUGUUUUUACUAUUUCCAACCAGUGUUGCCUGCAAAAAAGACUUUUUUGUUUCUGUGCCGUACUGUAUCCACUCUUAGCCGUCUUGCCAUAUCCUUUUUUUAAUCAUUAAAGUAAGUAUUGAAUUA
Molecule: messenger RNA, 2553 nt
Organism: Pseudophryne corroboree (corroboree frog)
Lineage: Eukaryota; Metazoa; Chordata; Amphibia; Anura; Myobatrachidae
Gene: MSANTD2
Product: Myb/SANT DNA binding domain containing 2
Exons: 6
Coding region: 1-1947 (648 amino acids)
Source: RefSeq, a predicted model, not a curated record